Mesoplodon densirostris (Blainville's beaked whale) is the source of this 10017-nucleotide messenger RNA. RefSeq names its product bridging integrator 3 (gene BIN3). Lineage: Eukaryota; Metazoa; Chordata; Mammalia; Artiodactyla; Ziphiidae. The transcript is spliced from 9 exons. Gene Ontology annotation, biological process: actin cortical patch localization; endocytosis; plasma membrane tubulation. Gene Ontology annotation, molecular function: protein binding; lipid binding. The record is from RefSeq and is a predicted model, not a curated record. Bases 71 to 832 code for a protein of 253 amino acids. Gene Ontology annotation, cellular component: actin cortical patch; cytoplasm.
GAAUCCGGAAGCGAUCCCCCAGGACCGAGUUGCAGCUGAGGACCCCGACGGCAGGGCCAGGUUCGGGACCAUGAGCUGGAUUCCUUUCAAGAUUGGGCAGCCCAAGAAACAGAUUGUCCCCAAAACAGUGGAAAGAGACUUUGAAAGGGAGUAUGGAAAACUGCAGCAGCUGGAGGAGCAGACCAAGCGGCUGCAGAAGGACAUGAAGAAGAGCACGGACGCCGACCUGGCCAUGUCCAAGUCCGCUGUGAAGAUAUCCUUGGACUUGCUCUCCAAUCCCCUCUGCGAGCAAGACCAGGACUUUCUGAACAUGGUGACAGCCCUGGACACGGCCAUGAAGCGGAUGGACGCCUUCAACCAGGAAAAGGUGAACCAGAUACAAAAGACUGUGAUUGAACCCUUAAAAAAGUUUGGCAGUGUCUUCCCGAGCCUCAACAUGGCCGUGAAACGGCGGGAGCAGGCCUUGCAGGACUACAGGAGGUUGCAGACCAAGGUGGAGAAGUACGAGGAGAAGGAGAAGACAGGGCCGGUGCUGGCCAAACUCCACCAGGCCCGAGAAGAGCUGCGGCCCGUGCGGGAUGACUUUGAGGCCAAGAACAAGCAGCUCCUGGAUGAGAUGCCGCGGUUCUACAACAGCCGACUGGACUACUUCCAGCCCAGCUUUGAGUCCCUGAUCCGAGCACAGGUCGUGUACUACUCGGAAAUGCACAAGAUCUUCGGAGACCUGACCCAGCAGCUUGCCCAGCCCGGCCGUCCUGACGAGCAGCGGGAGCGAGAGAACGAGGCCAGACUGAGCGAGCUCAGAGCCCUCUCCAUCGUGGCCGAUGACUGAGCCCGGCCCUCGAAGACUCUGGAACACAAGUCGGCCUCUCUAGCCUACGCUUCACGAGCUCAGGCUCGGGCGUCAGGCAGCAAAGGGCCCUUGCCUGGGAGGACAGGGAUAGCGGCACUCCUGCUGCACCACCCCAGCCCUUGGGAAUGAGCCUGGCACCAGGAGCCCCGAGCAGGCUCUCGCCUCCCCACUCGUAGCAAGAACCCACAGACAGGUAAGCAGUGUAGACUGUCUUAGUCCCUAAAGAACCGUCCAAAGUGCAUCCUGGCCUAGGGCCAGAGCCUGGGCCCUUGUCUGCUCCCUUGAGGUCUUAGCCUGGCUUGCACGGUUGGGAUCACGUCUACCUCCAAAAGGGCCACCCUGGGGAGUCACCCACCCUCGCUGCCUUUUCACCUCAGACUCGCCUUUUCUGGGAGAGGCCUCGACACUGCCCUGGGCAACCUGAAAGCCACGGUCUCCCAGCCGCAACGGGCGCCUCACCCCAGCCUCUCGGCAAGACAGCGGCCGGCUCUGCCCACUUCUAGGCUUUGGGUCAACUGCAGGGCAGAGCCCCAAGUCUUGCAGCUUCCCUAGGAAGCUGGGACUCAACGCGUGUCAACAGCCUACCCCACAAAAUGUCACAGACCGAGUCACAGGCCUCAGGGCCACAACAGUGGGUUUAUGUCUCACCUGAUUAUUGGGGAUUUUAUUUUUCCAAGUAAAAAGUUUUCAAUAAAAUGUCCGUAUAUUGUUGUGCCGUAACUAAAGAGAGGAGGGGAGGAGCCACCCCGAGUCCUUCCCAGACCCCGCGGCAGCCCCUCUCCUGAGCAGCAGGCAGCAGAGCCCAGAGCUGCACCGCCCCCCCCCCCACCUGGAGGUGACAGCUGCGUGGAGCAGAGACUGCGCUGAGGGUUGGGAGGAGGGCGGAGCACAGGCAGACCCAGAAGAGGAGCGAGGGGAGAGUUACCAGGACACUUUGUUUUGACUUUGGUUUAUUUAAAAAACAAAAAGCCAAAAAAAAAAAAACCAAAACAGAACACUUUAUAUACAAAGUCAAACUGAAACCACGGAUUAUGGAAAGAGGCGAGACUUAUGGGGAACAGGGAAAAGGCUGGGCCAGAGCCAAUACCACAUUCUGAACACGGGGAGCCAGGGAAAAGAGGUGCUGGUUUCUUCUGGCAAGUCUGGGGUGGCUGGAACGGUGUUCACUGCCGAACACUGCCCACCGCUACACGCUCGCUAGCACUGACUGACUGUUCCUGCAAUGGCCGCGGGAGACCCUUCCCCCCAGAACCUGCUCCUGAAACCUGGCAGGAUUUGUGCCAUCCGGAGGAAGGGGCUCUUACCCCCAGCCAGCUUCCGCGUCUGUUUCUUCAGUUUAUUGGCAUCAGACCUUAUGACAGACUCAAAAAGCCUUUUCCUCCCCUGUCUUAUUCUAAACUGGAAGAGGACAGGAGAAAGCACAAGACGAAAGGGCCCCAGGAGGAAUCCCAAGGUAGAGGGCAAAAUGACAUUCGAGGGGUGCAGAAGAUGUUGGAUUUAGUUGCAAGUGGAACCGGCUUCCUCACUCACCCGUCCCACACGGCACAGACAGACCCCACCCUGACGGCCUGAGCUCCUCUACGGAGGCCGAGCGCAGGGGUCAGUCACCCCUGCCUAUGGCUCCCAGGUCCUGCUCCAGCUUCCUUCUAGAACCAAAAGGGCUCUAACUUCAGCAGGCUCCAUCGCCGACCUCACAGGAUGGCAGCUCCCGCACCAGGCCUCUCAGUUGCUAGGCGCCGGCUCCUCCUUCUCCACCCAGCUGUCUGCCUGUUUGAAACGGAUGUCACGAGAAUCAGGACUCAGAGGAAGGGCCGAGGUCCGAGGACUACUGAGCACUUCCUCCUGGGAGACUCCAGCGUGCCAGCUGCUGACUGAUCGAUUCCCUAAGAAACCAGGAAGGAGGCGGAGGCGAGGCGAACCUGGGCCCGGCCCCGUGCCGGCUGCCCUGACCCAGCCUCCCCGCCCGGCGGCCGGCUCUCCCAGGAGGCUCACCUUUUCAACCAUCCGCUGCACCUCAAGCUGCAGGGGGGUCAGGCGCCUUCGGAACUCCUGUAGCAGCCGCUGAAGCUGGUGCUUCUGUCGCUCCGCCGUCCGGGCCGUAUCCUCAGCCUCAGCCAGCCGGGUUCUCAGCUCCUGCAUUUCUGCGGCCAGCGUCUUAUUCGUCACUUCAGUGGCUGAGAAGCGGUUAUGGCUCUCCUCUGGCGGGGGAAGACAGGAAAGACUGCCAAGCUAAGGAGGGGAGUGUAGGGCCAGAGGCCUGGAGGCUGAGGGGCGGACCUCCCGCUCGGCUCCUCGCGUCUGCGCCGGGCCGUGACAGGUCCCCGCGCGGCCAGCCACUCACCCAGCUUCAGCUCCAGUGUGUGAAUCUUGUUCUCCAGGUAGAGCCGCCCGCUGUCCUGCUGCUCCGCACGCUGCAGCAGGUUCCCCACGUUGAUGAGGCUGCCGUUGUGGGACACCAGGCCCUUGUGCUCCACAGGGGCCGCGCCCGGCUUGGCGCUCUUCCCAGGAGGAGGUAGCAGAUCCAGGUUCCCUAGACGGGCCGCGAAGAGACUCAGGGACGGUCCCGGGAGAGGGCAGCCUGCUCCGCCGUCCCCAGAAGGCCGCAGAGCACGGUACGCACCGAAGAGCACCUCCUCGGGGAGCCCCCCGUCCGGGCCCUCCGGGCGGCUGUACUGAAGGCUCCGAUACUGGCAGAUGUUCUGGGCCACCACCCUGCUGACCAGCUGUUUGGCCUGUAGGAAGCACACACCCCAGAUGCCCACGGAUGAGAAGGUGCAAGUCCCCCCACGAUGGCGUGCAAGAACCUAGAACCACGGCAUCCCGAGCCGCGCAUGCACACGAGGAUGUCGGGCGAGGCACCUCAGAGAGGCCUCGGGGGGGGCAUGAGAAAGCACCUGCUCUGCGCUGAGCCGGAGCCCAAGGGUAAGCAGGAUCCUCUCCAAGUCUCGCCGAUGCAAGUAGCCACACCAGUUGGCAUCAAAGAAGACAAAAGCAAGAAGACAGUCCAGAGGGAGCACAGGAGAGGGGUCCAGCUCCUUGGGCUAAAAGAGAAACAAGGAUGAACAGGAUUUACAAACAGGUCCCUUGAUGCUAAAUCACCCAGGACGAAGCCCUUAUAAAAUCAAGCCGCUUGAUAUUUAAAAUGGAUGACCAACAAGGACCUACUGUAUAUAGCACAGGGAAUCCUGCUCAAUGUUAUGUGGCAGCCUGGAUGGGAGGGGCGUUUGGGGGAGCAUGGAUACAUGUACCUGAAUGGCUGAGUCCCUUUGCUGUGCACCUGAAGCUACCACUACAUUGAUAAUUGGCUAUACUCCAACAUAAAAAGAAAAGUUUAAAAAAAAACAAAAAAAUCAAGCAGCUUGGCUGACACACUCACUCACACCCUUCCAGUUAGAGACCUGACCCUGGGCCAGGCAAGUCCCUUGGCCUGUAACCAAAGGCCUCUUUAGGGGCAUUUUCGCCCCAGGGGGUGUCACACACAGAGGAACCUUGGGUGCUCCCAGGUCAGACAGCUCGCUCAGAUCCGCCCUGACGGAGAUACCAAAGUGCUCUCCUGGAUCCUACGAGCAUGCCAUCCCGUAAGCCAAGAACCACCUUUCGUCUUUCGUCAAUCAGAAGAUGCCAGAGGUCAUUCAGGAAAAGCGCCCCUUUCCCAGGAGUGAGUCAGAGGCCUUGCUAAGCUUCCCUGUCACUGAGAGCCAGAGAGGCACAGAGGUCUCACCAUGUCCUGAAGGGAUGAGAACUCCAUCUCUGACUGAUUCGAGGCAACCGACCGGACCUCGGAAUCCUCCAGCUUGGCUCCUGCUACAGAAAGGUGAACUUGGAGCUGGGAGCACACAGGCCCGGACUGGCUCCACACACAGCCAGGACGGGAGCCACAGAGCCAGCCAGGACGCCGCCACCCGGGGCAGGCGCCAGACAUACCGAACUCCUCCUCCCCAUCGUCCCUCAGCAGCAGCAGUUCGGGGUCCAGGGCCAUCUCGCAGAGGUCCUCGGACACCUCGCCCCGGGGUUUCUCUUCUUCCUCUCCCCCAGAAGAUGGGGGUUUGGGCAAAAGCCCGUCUUCCUUCUAGGAGAAGCAGACCGAGAUGAUGAGAGGAACUGCCCCUGUGACUAACCAACAAUAACAACGGUUAACAUCUGUGCGUCAGCCGUGCUCAGGCACCGCGCCAAAGGCGCAUACGCAACGUCUCAUUUAACAUACUUCGUUACAUGGGGGUCACAGAGCAGACCGGGGCGAGCUCCAGACACCUGGGACUUUCCUCAAGAGUCAAUCUCAGUCCCGUAAGAAAUUUGUUUACUUGACAGUAUUUAGGCAAGAAGACCCACGUACUUUAGAAAUGUUUAAGAAAAUGCAGUGUUCUAGUUAACCGUCAGGUGAUCAAAACACCUGUACCGUCAAAGCAUUCCUAUUAAUGGGGACUUCCGUGCUGCCGUGUCAACCACGCCUCCCUUGGCUGCUCCAGGCCCGCCUCCCUUCUCCCAGGUACACCAACCACCUCCGGGCUGCGUGGCCACGUGGGAGAGUUAAGCGCCCCGCACCUGAGUCACACCAGGGUCACAGAGCAUGCGCGCAGUGAGCGAGGGGUGAUGAGAGGAGACCCCUAAAGCACUCCGAGCAGCGCUGGUGCCAGACAGCGCCCCAGUUCUGUAAAGCAUUACCAUGUGCAGCCCCAGUGCCCGUGCACGGGGGCAGAGGUACUCACCGGCGGGGCAUCUGACUCGGCAGCUGUGCCCUCACUCUGUACCUCAUCCUUGGACUCCUUGGCCUCCUCCUUGACCGCUUCUUCCUCCUUGGCCGCCUCCUCCUUCUCAGGUUCAGGUGCGGCCACGACCUUUUCAGGAAGGCUCAGCAGCAUCUUAUAAAUCCUAUAGCCAAAAUCCCUCUGCAGCAUCUCCAGAAACAGCUCAGCCAACACCAUCACCUGGUGGAAGAGGCAACAAGGGGUCACGAGCAUCAAAAAAUGGGGUGUUCCAAACCCCGCCAUCCUAUACGCCCUGCCCCACAGCCCCCAGACUCCUACACCUACCUCAAAAGAGAUCCUUUCUUUUGGCCUCCGGUCCUCCACAAUACUAUGGAUGGACAGAUUUACACAGCUGGGGCGUGCCAUGACAGCAGGUUCUAGAGGGGGUGGAGGGGCCUCUGGGAGAUCGGUGUCCAUUUCCUGCUGUGCAGUGACCUCUGGAUUCUCUGCAUUCUGUUUAGAGGUGUCUGCUGCCUGCUCUGAUGCAUCAGCUGCCUGUUCUGUAGGCUCUGUUUCCUGUGACGAAAAGUCAAGAGCUAUGACCAUCUGGGUCCAGGGGUUAGGGCCCCUAAUUUCCCCACGUGUUCGUAAGGCUCGGCCUCACCACUGGCACCUCCUGGGGCGGGGGAGCUGCCUCUGCAGCCUUCUGCUGGCACAGGGCCUCCCACUCUUCCAAAGUAGGCAUGAUGGUCCAGAUGUCCGGCAGGUACACCACCACGGUCUGGAGCCGCCUCGGGGGUCCCAGCUGCAGGUACUGAAACUCAGCAAAGCGCCACCUGCUCACAGCAAAAGGAAAAAUGCAGUACUGACCCAUGACAUUCAUGAGGGCUUCAGUUUCCAAUCAGCAUUUAAUGAACACAUACUGUGUGCCAAGCUCUGACAGUACAGAAAUAAAAGAUAUAGACCAAGUCCUCAAGAAAUGGUUAGGUGGCCCCCGCUUGCCACAACUAGAGAGAGCCCUCACACGGAAACGAAGACUCAACACAGCCAAAAUAAAGAAAUAAAUUAAUAAAGUCCUACCCCCAACAUCAUCUUUAAAAAAAAAAAAAAAAAAAAAGAAAUGGUUAGUCAGUGGGGAGAGACAAGUAAGCAGACAAUUACUAUCCGAGGUGCCAUGGCAACAAGAAGGAGCACGGAAUGUGGCUGUGGGGCCACAUCUGACGAGCCUUGGAGGGUCAGCUGGCCUUCAACACACUUACACACCCCUCACCAUGCUCACGACCACUGCGAGGGCUGGAGGGGGUGUGUGGUCAGCAGGGACUAGGGAACAGACGGGAACUAACAGGUCAGAAAGGCCCAGCAGAAGCCUGGCUCCCUGCAGGGUCUCGCCAGCUCACUGGGCAGCCACAGACAACAGGUCAGGCAGCCACUCACCACUUGGUGCAGGCACUCAAGUCGAUGCCAGUCUGGGCUUGCGCGCAGCGGAUGGCAGUGCGGACGAGCACCUGCGGGUCGCCCUUGGGGUCGAGGCCGUCCAGAGAAGGAGACCACUCGCCCCCCACCAACACUACCUCCUCUUCUUUCUGGCCCAGCAAAAACUGCAGAAAGAGACCAGGGGUAAGAAAUGAAAAACCAAUCACGUGGGUCUCCCACAGGGAGGCAACCUGCCACCAGUGGGGAACAAAGGGUCCGCCACACUGGGGGCGGGAGGGGUAUCUCUACCCAUGAAUGUGAACCCCACAUAAUUCUGAUAAGAAAGAACAUCUCUCAGCCAUGCUGUCCUCCUGGUAAAACGACUGGUAUCUCAGCCCCAAAACCCCGUUUCUAUGAGUUCCUGAGCAGGAGCUGAGCUGACAGGAACUGAACAUCAUCAAUGAGUGAGUCUUGCCUCCUGGGCUCCAGCUCUUACUUUAAUUUGCUUCAGAGGAUGUUCUGGCGUCUCCCUUGGCUCAGCCAUGUCAUCCACGAAGAGCAUGCAACAACGAUACAAUUCCUCCAACCCCGGGGAAGAGAGCAGCAGUACCUGGUAGGGACGGCACAAAGGGGACACUCGAGAGCUUUCUCAGCCUCCAGCAACAGGACAAAGAGGCAGGAGCCCAGCCAACUCACCUUGGAACUGUAAGCAGGGUCACUGUCUGUGGGCGUGGGCUCAGCACCAGCGUCUGGAGCUGGCAACUUCUCAGAAGAUGCCUGGAUGCGGCUUGGAUGAUGGAGGGAAAAGGGCUGGCUCAGAGGGAAGGCCGACAGCCAGCUCAGAUGCACAGCCAGAAAAUCUGAGGGAACCAGCAGGGUGCGGUAACGGCGCUGGAGUUCUAAGAAGUCACAGGUGGAGCUAUGGGAAGAAAGCAGGGAAUUCCAGAUUGAGCAAAGACUAAAUUAUUUUUAAAACUAGAACCAUAAAAGACUUGAAAGAAAAAGGGAGCAGAUUAUUUUAUAAUCUGAGAAAAGAAGAGCUUUCUAAGUAAGACACUUCUGAAAAGAUAAAAAUGGAUCAGACUUGACCACUAAAAUGUUACAACCUCUAGUGGCAAAAUAAAGUCAGUCUGGGGAAGGAAAAAAUAAAAGACAUCUGCAAUAUGUGACAGGGAAAAGGGUCACUGUCUUAUAUAAAAGGAACCCACAAGUCACUAACAAAGUUCACAAGUCUAAGAGAAAACUGGAAAAACUGACAGCAACAGAUAACUUAGAAAAAGAAAUGAGACUUAGAAGCUCAUGAAAACAUGCUCAAUCUCACUCAUAAUUAAAUUCAAAUCAGGGUAUCACUUUUCACCUAUCAGACUGACAAAGAUCACAAAGCUGGAUAACACAGUGUUGGCAAAGGCUGGGGGUGCAAGAACCUCACACCUCGUGUGAGAACGUAAACCGAUACCGCCUCUGUGAGAGGCCUGGCAAUAUCUGUCAAGGCUGACAGACCUGUGAGCCAGCUACUCCCUUUCUAGGAAUUGAGCUCAAUAAAAUGCUUGCACCUGUCCACGCAGAUGUAUAGAGAAGGAUGUUUAUGAUUACAACAAUGUUUAGGAUAAUUAAAGACUAAAAAUGGAGAACUGGUUAAAUAAAUUCUGGUCCAUCCAUUUAGUAGAAUGCUGUGCAGUUGCUAAAAAGAAUGAGAUCAGUCUAAUAAACUUUAUCGUAGAAUAAAUUCCAAGACAAGUGAAAAAGCAAAAGUGCUGAACAGUAUGUACAAUAGGUUUCCAGUUGUGUUUUAGGAAAAAAACCGCAGCUGUGUGUGUGUGGCUAAUUGUUAGCAGUCAUGUUCUGACCACAUGAGGAGGCUCUAUAUUCACCCCUCCAGUGGGGAUGAUGUGGGGACCAGUAUCUCAUCAGAUUAACCUUGGGAGGCAGGUGGGUCAGCAUGGAGAAUAAGAGGCCCUGCCUGGGCCUGGGGAGAGGAAGCGGUGACAAGGGAAGAGCAGUGGCAGCCCUCCUUCCCUGCCACCUUGAGGAGGAGGUGCCAGGAGGUUGCCCUCACCUCUGCUCGGACGUAGGUGGACUUGGUUUCGGGGCCUUAUCUCUAAUACAGCAGCUGAAGCCCCGCAUCUCCCCUGCUAGAUGGAAUCUGGAAUUGCUCACCUACCUCUCAGUCCAUCAGUUUCUACGUGUGAGAAGUAAGCUUGUGGGCCAGUGACCUCAUACAUGCUGCAGCACUUAAACAAUAAUUUAGAGCUUCCCUGGGAAACCAGUCCCAGGGUUCCUAUGACCCACAGUUUCUACCUGACUUACAACUGGUACUGGGCACCUGGAUUUUGAUGGAUAAGCCUUAAUGAUAGCCUGGCAUAACAAUUUCUGGUGAUCAAAUCAUAAAGUUCUAUCAGGGGUGCCCAUGUCAGCGGUGCUAUGCUGGUCAGAACUUGAGAUUUUGAAGUAAAAAAUCUGUCACAAUAAAAAACAAAAAUGAAACAAAAAGGUCAUGAGCGCGCACGCACGCACACACGCACGUGUGCGCACGCACACACACACACACACACACUCUUACUCCCAGGCUACAUCUCGCUUACACAAGAAACUGUUAGCAGCUACAAGUCUCAGCCCCCACCCCAGCCUCGCCACUCACCUGUCCACAGUGUAGGGAGUGAGAUGGACUCGGUAAGGAGGCAGGUCAUGCCUUGGUUUCUUAGCACCCCAAGGCUCUCCACCAGCGCGCUGUUUGCGUUUCUUGGAGUCAUAGUCAUCGCUGGAGGUUGAUCCAUUACCAGAAGGAAGAGACCACACUGUUACAUACAGAUUCAGUACAUACUGGCCUAAAAAGAACUGGAAACAAUCUGAAUCCCCAACUUUAAAGAUAAAGAAGCCAUGCUAACAGUCAUAUAAGAGUGUUAUAAAAGACAUUAAGAUGGAUAUUUAAAUGCUUUUAAUAACACAAAACCAUUCAUGUUAAACAAAAAGAAUUAUAUGGAAACAUUAUAUAUACAGUAGUGCCUCAAAUGUGCCAAAAAAGCUUUAAAAAGAAAUAAAAUAUUAAUGGUGGAUACCUCUGACAGA